This is a messenger RNA of Tripterygium wilfordii, 1067 nucleotides long. RefSeq names its product LOB domain-containing protein 25. Lineage: Eukaryota; Viridiplantae; Streptophyta; Magnoliopsida; Celastrales; Celastraceae. The transcript has 2 exons. Bases 395 to 904 code for a protein of 169 amino acids. The record is from RefSeq and is a predicted model, not a curated record.
CCUCUUCUCUUCCUCCAAAACUCCAAACAGUGCAAUCUCCCCUGACAUUAUUAUUAAUAUAAGUGGGAGUUGUCCUAGUCAUUUAUUGCAAACAUUGUCUUGUUGCUUUGCUUUCCCCUUCUUUAUAAUUCUCUUUGCCCUUCCUUUUUUCUCCUCAUCACCCCCUUUUGUCAACUGCAAAUUAAAACAAUCUAGGGUUCCCUCUCUCUCUCUCUCCCUCUCCCUCCCUCCCUCUCCUUCAACAUUCACAUCCAUUAAAACUUCAUCUUUCUUGAUCAGUAGUUCAGUACUGUCUUUGUCUUAGUUUUUUUAAAAAAAAGCCUACACAAGGGGAGAAAAGGCAUAUUCUCUCUCUCUCUCUCUCUCCUGAUAACCUAGUCAUACCAAAGAAAAGAUGUCUUCUUCCUGCUACUCCAAUGCACCAUGUGCUGCCUGCAAGUUCUUGAGGAGAAAAUGCCUGCCAAACUGCGUUUUCGCUCCCUAUUUUCCGCCCGAAGAGCCCCAAAAAUUCGCGAAUGUUCAUAAGAUAUUUGGUGCAAGUAAUGUUAGCAAACUCCUGAAUGAAGUCCUCCCACACCAAAGAGAAGAUGCAGUGAACUCUCUUGCAUAUGAAGCCGAGGCGCGGUUGAAGGAUCCGGUCUACGGGUGUGUCGGAGCCAUUUCUGUGCUCCAAAGACAAGUCAUUAAGCUCCAGAAAGAAUUGGAUGCCACAAAUGCUGAUUUGAUUAGAUAUGCUUCCAAUGAUUUUCAGGCAGGUAAUAAUAAUAAUAAUAAUAAUUUAGAGUAUGGAAGAUCAUCAGGGAAUUAUGGUUAUGGAGGAGGAUCUAGUAGUUUUGAUCAGAAUUCUGGUUUGUAUUAUUCUUCUUCGUCUUCUCAUCAAUGGACUAGUGAUGGUUGGAGAUAGUGAUAUAUAUUCGUUAGCAUCAAGUGUUUGCUAUCGAGGAAUAAAAGUUACAUAUAUCAUGUCAAUGAGAUUGUCCUUAUAUAACUAAUUCAGGAUCAUCUUUGGAUUUUGUAAUGCUAUCUUGACUUUUUUUGAUAAACGAGAAAUCACCCAGUCCAUCCUA